AACCCAAUAAACAGACUAUUCUUUUGGUACCAGUUACCACCAAGACUCUCUCUCUCUCCCUCUCUCUCCACUUUUGGGUUAUCUCUUGGAUGGCAACCACCACCGCAACCACCGCUCUCGGCGCCUCCAGUUCAGGUACUGCAGGUGAAAAGGAUGGUUUACCGGUCGAGUCUACCAAUGGAGCUGCUCCUCUUCCAACCUUAGAGACAAAACCUGAACAAACAGAGGUAAAAGCUCGGGUAGAUGCCAUGUGGGAGCAAAUGAAUAAAGGAGUAUCAAAUAAGCAGUUCAAGGAUUUAUUAAAGAAGUCUUCCUCAUCUGUGAAUAAAACUCCCAAGAAGUCAUCUAAUAAUUGGAUGGGAUAUCUGGGCCUGGCACAAAAGAAGGCAGAUUCCCCUAAAGAAGAUGCUGCACAGAAGGGAUCAAGUGGCAUGAAGAACAGCUCCAGUGAUAAUGGCGUGCAGGACAAAUCUCGUGACGAAGCCAGGCGGCUUGCUGCUGCUGCUCUUGUAGAAGUUAAGGAUGCUGCAGUUGCAACAUCUGGCAGAGGGAAAGUUGAGAUCAUGGAGGUUCGGGAUUUUGCUGGUAAAGAAAUUGAAUACAAGAAGCUUGUUGAUGCUGAUUCAAAGGAAGCAUCCGAAAAGGCAAAAGCUCCUGCAUCUUCAGGUGUCGAUGCUGUGCUCGAACAGAUUAAGAAGAAACAAAAGCUCAGUGUGCUUGACAAAACGAAAAAGGAUUGGGGGGAGUUCAAGGAAGAGAAAGGGUUGGAGGAGGAGUUGGAAUCUUACAAGAAGAGUUCAAAUCAAUAUUUGGAUAAGGUAAACUUUUUGCAGCGAGCAGAUUUCCGAGAGUUUGAACGGGAGAGGGAUGCGCGCCUGGCCGUGCAGGCCAAAAGGAAACCAGAUAUGCGGGAGGAGCCAUAACUGCGCAAUGAUCGGUUUGCCAAACUGGGAAUUCAGAAUUAUAGAGAGGACGAUGGGCAGUAGCUACAAUUUUAAGGCGUAUUGUGCAUUUGCAUGAGGUUUUUUCAACAGAUCCUGGAUUUUCGAGGAGAGAAUGGCCAUUAAUUGUAAACUAGUGAAAGAUAUUUUAAUCUUAUUCUGAUUUUACGGAUGGGAGUGUAGGUAGCCCUGUAAACGGGUCGGUUUUAUUGAGUUUGGGCCGUUUUCAAACCCUAUUUGUGGGUCUCGAUUCUUAGACGAGGAACUUGCAGUAUGACAUGAUGGGAAUAUCGAGUCCCAGUUCAAUUA
Molecule: messenger RNA, 1250 nt
Organism: Pyrus x bretschneideri (Chinese white pear)
Lineage: Eukaryota; Viridiplantae; Streptophyta; Magnoliopsida; Rosales; Rosaceae
Product: craniofacial development protein 1
Exons: 5
Coding region: 90-923 (277 amino acids)
Source: RefSeq, a predicted model, not a curated record